Messenger RNA from Pocillopora meandrina, 11203 nucleotides. The record is from the annotation of a GenBank genome assembly. NCBI's taxonomy places the organism in Eukaryota, Metazoa, Cnidaria, Anthozoa, Scleractinia, Pocilloporidae.
CUUGUGUAAAAUAUUGAUGAGAGACGUUUAUAGCGGAAGUUUCAAGGUAAGAAUAGUUUGUUGUUGCUACAGGAUAAAUUUUGUUCACAAACGCGAUCGUUCUUUCUUCUUAGACUACGCCAGAUCAAAAGAUUUGUGGUAACACUCAUGAUCAGUCCUUUAACAGUACUGAUAUCGAAAGUAAAUGAUACUUAGCAAAUAAAGAAGCCUUGACUAUGCUUUUUUUCUGUUGUAAAGUACGAAGGAAGCGGCUAGAGCACGAAAGAAGUGUAAGCAGAAACACGAUCGUGUUUCUCUCCACUUCUAGAGUCGAAUUUGGCCGAAGCGGACAAGUCUUUGAAAGACGCAUCGCCAACAAAAUUUAUUCCGGGUAAAAGUAAGGCAAAAUCGUUUUAAUAAAUAAAACUGUUAUGUGUCAUGUUAUCUCCCUGUCGCCCUCCACUAAGAUGUGUAGGUAAGUAGAUGUGUAGUCAGAAACACGAUCGUGUUUCUCCCUACUUCUUUAGUCGAAUUUGGCUGAAGCGGACAAAUCUUCAAAUGCAAGCCAAUAAAAUUUGUCCUGGGUAAAAAAAUCUACCUAGUAAACAAAACCAUGAUAAAGUUCUCAAUCAUUUGUUGUAUAAGCUACAACAAGCGUGUAAUCGAACCGUUAUCAGUUUAUUAAAUCCUGGAAAUUGAAAGUGGAAUCCUUUGGCAACUAUGCUGGCUGGUCUUAUGAACAGAUCAGGUGCUGACAGAAUUUGUGGGCUUUGAAGUUUUUAAAUGUGAAUGCAACAGACAAAACAAAAAUUUGUCCUUUAAUUUUGUCGAGGCAAUUCUAGUUUUGUCUGCUAGUGUGAAAGGCCCUAAGACUGAGGCUGUCUGAAAUGUCAAACCAUCAAAAUUCACAUUAAUCUGCAAUUGUUUACAAACUGAAAUAACUCAGGUGGCGGAAUUUAAAUGUGUUUGAUUUUUAUUACUGUAAAUAAGAUUGCAAUCUAACUGACAGAGAAAACCUUAAUAACAUAAACUAUGGCACUUGUUAUGUUUACAAACCCUUGUUUGGUUCUUACAUUCUAUAGUACUUGCUGCCUUGCUUACCGAAAUUUCUCUUUCAGUUAAUGAAAAAAAACUGGAGAGAAGUCCUGCAAAAGGUUAAACAUUCUGUAGUAAAUUUGGCAGAUAGUGUGACAGCUUUAGUUUAGCUCUAUGCUUUGUACUCCAAUAGUGCAUGCUCUUUCAACCAAUGACAGCACGCAUUAUAUAAUAUAUUAUUACAUUAUGUAAUACUAUAUAAUAUAAUUUAAUGUGUACAUAUUAAAAGUGCGCCAUUUUCAUUAUACAUAUUUGUUUUCAUACAAAUAAUCGAGUUCUGCUUGAUACAAUUGAUAUCUGGGAGAUGUUCAGACUCAGAGGUAAACUGUGACUUAUUUCAAUACUCUUUCACUCCCUCACUUGGUUUUUUAUUUGUUUCUAUGGAUUCUUGUUGGUCAACUCUAUUGCAAAUAACUUAAGCCGCAAGUUGGGAUUGUUAUAGCUAAGAUUUUAAAGUUUGGAUCACAUUUAUUUGUCAAUUGAUUAUUUGUUAGGUCUGGCGAUAACUUCAAAUUUAUGUUACAUGCAGGGUUCAUGAUCCAAAGAUACUAUGAGUCCAAUCUAUAUAUUACCUAUUUUCCUGCAUCAUAGGCACCUUCUUUAUUUUCGUUUGCUUGGCCUUUAGUCAUCAUUUUGAAAAAUCAUACUUAAUGACCAACCUCUGUUUGCAGAGACUCAAAUCAAAUUGCCCUUCUGAGAAACUUAAAAUGUCCUAAACCAGGACUGAGGUGGUUUAAUUUUUUUGAAGCUGAUCUGCAAAUUUUCUUACCACCAAGCUGUGACACUAAUGUAUCUGUUGCAUAUAUGUAUAUAUAUAUACGACAAAUAUUACAUUUAUGUGACAGAAAUGUGAAGAUUGUGACAUGAUUGCGCAUGUAUGUGAGUCACAUAUGUGAUGUGACAUACAGUAUAUGUUGGAUAUGUAAUUAUGUAGAGGAUAUUUGUGAUGUUCAUGUAGUUUUGGUAAGGUUUCACAGCCAGCUGGUUGCAAUUUCACAUUCUGUGCACAUAAUAUGUAUUUUCAGUUUUCUAUAUAUUGCAAGAUGCAUAUGCAUAUGACCUAAGGCCAAUAUCUUCAAAAUUUUCUUUCCAGAAGUAUAUUACUUAUUUACAGUGUAAUGAAUUGAUGCCUGCAGUUGUCUUAAACUGUGAUUAAAUGGGCAGUAUGAUAUUCUGGCGGCUAAUUAUUUUGUCAAGGCAAAAUAAUUGUAAAUUCAAUUACAUGUUAAUGCUUUGCUUAGGGUCAUUCCUUAGUGUUGCAUUGUACAUUUUCACUGUGUAUAAUUUCACAUGUAACUAUAGUACAUUCUUCAUAAGAAUGGUGUCUUUUUUCCUCCAUCAGAGCCAAUCAGAGAAUAAAUUGUCAUUUUCUCACAAAUGAGCUGGGAGACCUUCAGUGUAACAUUAUUUCUCUUUCUUGAAAUUGAGAAAUUAUUUUCUUUCUGUCAAACAACUAUAAACCAAUUUUUAGUUAAGGAAAAGGAAAAAAAAUCAGAAAUGCCAAUUUAGCAAAUACUCGCAAAUGCAACUGUCAUGAUAUGAAUUGGAAUGAUAUAAAUUUCUAGAAGGUACUGCUGCUCAUAAAAGAGCAUGGGACUUCCCUUUUUUAUUUCAUAUUUUUACUUUCCCUUAAGAUCAACAGCCAAAAUAUUCAGUUUGACAACAAUCUCAGUGCUCUAUGUUCUAUGGAAUGGCUCAAAGUCAAUGUAUUUUAUUAAUUGCUCUGUAUUUUUUCUUUUACAGAAGCUGAUUGGCAUUGUUAUAAGUUAGAGUAGAAGAAAGCACUUUGAGGAACAUUGCUGGUCCACCAACAAUUAAUCAUGAUAAACUUUUGAGGUCAUUUCCUGGAGCAGUUGCAAUUCAAUCAGAAAGAUGGGUAAGAUAUCUUUUCCUUUUUUUUAUGUUUAAUUAAAUCUGCUCAAAGAGAUGGAGGUGGCAUUGUAGCCGGGGAGACAGAAUUGAUACUUUUAUAAUAAAAAUUUUGGUGGGUAAGUUUUCCUACUGGUGACAGAGAUGCACUGGCAGAUGAUUGCUAGCAUUCUGGAGUUAAGAUAAAGAGGUCUGGGCUCUAGCUUUGGCUAAAGUCAUUGUGUUACAGUCUUGGUGUAGGCCUAAAAUCCUAAAAAGGUGGCCUAAAAAAUCUAUCUGUACAUUCUCAAAAGUGUCUUUAAACCUCAUUUCAUCCCUUAAAAUUACAAAAUAUUUUCUUAAAGUCCUGACUUAUCUCCAAUUUUUUAGAAAUAAUCACAUAAUUUGGAUAAAAUGUGAGAUUCCAGUGGUGAAAUUGCAUGGUAACAACUUCAAACUGACUCAAAAUGAUCAUUUAUUCAUGAGACAAUCUAAGUGGUUUGUCUCCUUACAGUUGGAAUGUUUCUUUCAAACAAUCAAUAACAACAACCGCUGAUUGGUAAUAUUUGUAUGGAAGGAGCCUGUUUGCAAAAAAACUUCAAUGAACCAUGCAAUUUUUUAUGCUAUUGGCUGUAUUUGUUUUUUAACACUAUCUUGACUUUCUGCUGAUUAGCCAAGCUUUUAAACCAAGAUCUUGUAGAACUUUUCAUCUGACACAGGCAAAGGUAAAAUACCCCAGGGUUUCACUAGGGCAUGUUGAGGCUUGGAAUUGAUUGGUGCAUUAAAAUCCAAACAGAACUACGCCUUUUGAAAUGGCUACAUUUGAUUCACAUUUCUUAAGAGUAUUAAGAGUAAUCCUAUAAUAAACUCCUGUUAGAAAUGGAUGCAAACCCUUAAGAAUUUGCAAUUUGUGUUGGAGCAAAUUUGUUGUUUUAUAGAUGAAUUUUUGUUGGUUAAAGUUUAAUGAAUUGUCUCUGUAGCACAUAUUCUUAAAGUGGAGUGGGCUCACCUAGUUAUCAAUGGUAUUUCAGGGUAUGCAGAUGGAACUGAAGCAAACCAAAGCUGAAAAACAUUUCCAAGAGCAUGGCAGCCUCUGUCGUUGACAACAUUCUAAAGAGUUACCAUGUUUUUAAAGAUAGGCCACAUUAUGAAGGUAAAACAGAUGAUCAUUAAUUAUUUUUUAAUACACCUGGAUAUUAUUCUCCCCAAAUAUUCUUCCCACCCCCACCCUCCUUUCUUCACUAACGUGAACAUGUAAAUGGACAUUUCACAUAACUGAGUUAUUACAAAAAAUUUAAGUUUUGGAAAACUUAUAUGUAUAAUAGCUUAUGAUGAAAUUGGCCUGAAAUUGGAAAAAAAUAAAAUGGAAAUUGUUGAUGUUGUUGUUAAUGUUGUAUUAUUCAAAAUUAUUUAAUGAACCUGGACAAUACUUUAUGUUUCGUUGGGGUAAAUUCGAGUUGGGAAGAAAUUUAGUCUCAGUCAGUAACGAAAUCAAAACGAAGGAAGAUCAUUUCUGCGUUUGUAAAUUUUCACGUAGUUUUCUGGUAGCGCAAAAUUCAUUAAAGCAACUUAUCUUUGAAACGUUUCUCAGUUUUGUCGUAGCCUAGUCCACUCACUGCUUAGUUGGAUUUUUACAUGGUUUUCGGAGGAGUCUAUUCUGGAGCGGGAUUGUAGAAACACUUUUUCGGAAAUCAAAUAAAAAUGCAGCUAAGCGGUUAAGGUCCCAAGAGAAAUUACUGAGAAAUAUCUCUUGAAGUCCUUGUAACACUAGGCUUUUCACAGUUGCUACAUGAGAUGACUUUUAUGUGCUCACUGAAAAUUAAUUCUGCAUGUGUUUAGAUUUUCGAGGGAGCAAAUUAAUGGGUUUUGUUUUUUAACUUUUUUGAGCUGCUACAGAUCCAAUCCCCGACUACAUACAGGCGAGGGGACCGGUGGCACUAGAAGCGUACAGGAGAGCACUGGAGACAGGCAAAACCUACGAUAGACGUACCAAAAUUGUGUUGAUUGGUCAGGACCGUGUGGGCAAAACAAGUCUGAGAAGGUACCUCAGAGGUGAAGCAUUUGAUAAAGAUGAAGCCAGCACUAAUGGGAUUGAAAUGAUUUCCCCUGUCAAGAACGCAGGAAAAGGGGCAUGGAGGAAUCCAGAACUGCUUGAAGACACAAGUGCACUUGACCACAAGUGCGCAGAAGUGGUCGCAAAGGAGUUACUCGGCAGCUUUAGAGAACGAUCAGAUGGGGCUCAACAGUUAACUGGAGAAGGUAAGAAGACGAGAGGCUCAGAAAUAGGUGAUGUUCUGGAUGAAAAGAAAAUAAAACAAAUGCUUAGGUAGAAUACAAUUAAAAAACAAUAGGGAAAUGCGAAACAAAAAGGAAGACGGAAAAAAAGAUAUUGCUAGCGCCUGGAGUCGAUCCCUCGACCUUCCACGUGUAGGGAUAAGCACUUUCCAUGGCGCCAGUUUUGUAACGUCAACAUGUCAUUUUGAAUGCGUUAAGCUCGUAAGGUUUCUGCCCAUGCACUCGCGUGAAACCAUGCGAUAUUAGAAGGCUUUUUUUGGCACUGGUCGCUGAAGGAGUGAACGAGUGUUUAUUUCGAGUGAGGCGAAGCUUUUGUAUAUUUUUAGUUCUUAUAUACAAAAUAAAAAUUCAGUCACUAAUGUUAGCAUUAAUAUUGCUUUGAACAACCGGUCCUGGAUCAUACUAAGCUUACCUGGUAUUCUUCUGUAUGUUGUUUGCACUUGAACAGCGUGUUUAAGAAACGUAAUAACUGAUUAAAAAAUGUCAAUAUUAGUUUUCCAGGAAGUCGAAAGUGAGCAAAAACCAGAAGAAGUACCCACGAAAGUCCUUUCCCUCGUAGAGCGUGGCCUCAAGGGAAACGACACCUCCGACAAUGAGGAUAUAUGGCCUUUUGUUUGGGAUUUCGCCGGCCAGGCAGUAUACCAUGCCAUUCAACCAAUUUUUCUAUCGCAAGAAGCCAUAUAUGUCUUAGUGUCAGAUCUAACUAUGGAGCUAAGUGCUCCUGCCCAAUGUCGGAUAAGACCGCCUAAUCACGAUGAAAUAGUGGUAGACUCGCCUUACGUCGAGGACACUAAUCUCGAUCACAUGAUGAGAUGGCUGGACUUGGUGCACUCUUUGGGACAGCCAGAGCUUCAAAGAAAGUCGGCAGAUACUAACCAAGUUUUGCCUCCAGUGGUGCUCGUGGGUACACAUGCUGAUGGUGUAAAGGAUCCUUGCAAGGAAAUGGAAUCUGUGGAGGAAAUCAUUUGCAGCAUGGCUCAUCCAGCAACCUUAGACCAUAUUUCAAAAGAAUCAUUCUUCAUAGAUAACACAAAUCCAAACAGAGAAGACGACCCACAGAUCGUUUCUUUGCGUGCAGAAUUAUUGAAUCUGGCUAGAAAAAUGCCACAUAUCAACAAGGUAAUCCCUAUGCAGUGGCUCCGUGUGGAACAAAAGGUCGACGAAAUGGUGAAAAAAGGGAUGCUUUAUGUUGGUAAAAAGCGUUUUGCAGAGGACAUUUCUAGAGGCAUUUGCCAGUUUAAUGACACAGAUGACGUCGAAGAAUUGCUACACUUUUUACAAGCUCGUGGAAGAGUUAUCUACCAAGAUAUCCCUAAAAAUCCAGAUGGUUUGGUCGUGCUGGAUCCGCAGUGGUUAAUUAAAAUACUAUGUGAGAUAAUUACGGUGAGUCCACCAUGGAAAAACCACCCUGUCAUUCAGAAAGAUUACCAAGUCCUUGGAAAAAAGGGACUACUUUCGAAGAAGUUGCUAAAUCGAGCGUUUGAACACCUUCAAUUGAAUGAUAUUAGGAAUUCACUGAUUCAUAUCAUGGAAAGCUUUGAUGUUAUAUGCAACUCUAAGAACUGCAAGGGGGAAGAUUACCCUUAUUUGGUUCCUUGUAUGUUGGAAUCACCAAAGAAGAAUACGAGAGGCACAAACAUGCGCACUGGCCCUUUGCCCGUAUUUCUCACAUUUAACACCAACUACGUUCCAAGUGGGCUGUUUUGCAGACUGGUUGUACAUUUUUGGGAAUGGGCCUCACAAUUAUGUGGCUCCUGUAUAGCCCCCUCGUUGUUUUCAAACGCCGCCCGAUUCAAUGUCAGUAAAGAGUACCAGCUCACUUUAGAGUGUCACAAAACUGUGAUCAAGUUGAUAAUCUGGAAACCGCGAGACUCGGAUAAAAUGGAAGAGAAAAGAAUCUGUGAAGAUUUAUUGAGGUAAGCCACAAACAUGUGCGGCAUUAUUUCGUUUCAUUUAAACUUAAUAUUUACUGUUAAAGCAAUAUUAAAUGGAACACCGAAAUCAAAGAAAUUUAUGAGAUACUGUCACGUUGCCGUAAAUGAAGGGAAACUUAAAAGGUCUUCUUUAAUUUUCUUGACUUUUUAAAUCGUUCUGAUCAUUUGGAUUUAGGACCCUUUUUGGGUGCCAAUUUUUUCGACUAGGUGGGAUGCCUUCAGUUUAAUGUACGAUACAAUGAGUCAUGCUUGCGUUAUUCGCGUUGUUGAUGUCCUUGUUGCUAUGUUUGUUCAUCGCAGUCAUCUGGAGCGUUGCAGGACUAGGCUAAGCAUCACCUGUCCGUGGCUACGAUCAGUUACGAUGGAAUUGUUCGUGAAAUGCCAGUUGUGUGAACCUUGUCCGGAUAAGUGUCGUGACAGAACCAAUAUUUGCAUAUUGCACAAAGAGGAAGGCUGCUCUCAUUUUGACUGUGGCCACUACAUUCCAUUAAAAAGCUUUGGCCUGAGUUGUGAACACUCUGUUGAUGCUGUUCCCUACUAUCCUACAGAAGAACUGGAUCCUUGGGUUCAGGUUAGAAAAAAAAACUUAAUUUAAUUUACAUAAUAGAUAGCUCUGUCGCACGCAACACUUUCGUAGGAUAUUCGAUUACCAUCAAAACCUGAAUUGUCCAGGCUUUAUCUUUUACAAAUACUUAAAAAGUUCUCCUAGCUGCAAUGAUCUUUCUCUAAUCAAUAAAUUUUGUGUGAUUACCACUAUUUCCUUCUGCCUUUUAGGCUUUGGAAUCCAUUGAACGUAAGAAACUAACUGGUAAGUUUUUUCCAUCAGCAAAAAUUUUUUCGAUAAAUAGUUAAUUCAAUAUCAGUUUUCUGGAAAGCAACUUUCCCGCCUAGUAAAAUGUAGAGAUACAGGAAAUACUGUGUGAAAGUAGAGGAGUUCGAUUGUCACCAACCGCUUCUUGUGGGGAAAGCGGUGCAUGACAUUUUAAAAGGAGACCAGAAAGCACAAAGUAGACUCCAUGAAAAUGACCUCGUGGUCCAGCUCCUUGUUUCUCUGUGACAGUUAUUUGUUGAUAUAAAAUUGUUAUUUUUAUACUCACAGUUACCGUUGCAAACUUCCUUUUAACGACUUUGUCUUUCUACUCUGGCUAUUUAUUAAACUGAAAGGAUAGUUUUUUCCAAGCUUUUUGCUCGAAUUUUAAAAAUGACACUUGAAUGGUAGGUCACCAAAUUCGAAAAAAAAAAUGUACUCAGUUUGUGUACGUGGGCCUACUUAUCACGUGUAAAAUGAAACGGCCUUAAACGACGGAAAGACCUGAAACCUUUUUCGCAGAUAAGGAAAAUCGUCAAGGAUGUGUACAAGCUUAUCUGUUGACCGAAGAUAUCUGUUCCAAUUAGCUUUCCUUAACAUUUGUUAAGAAUGCGAUACAAGCGUGCAAGUGUCACAAGUGCCCUUGCAAGUUUUCAUUUCUAGUGAAUGUCUUUUAUUUAACCCAAGUUGUUUAUUGUAUGGAAAUGAUUUUUUUCAAGCUUUUCGCUCGAUGGCAAACAAGACAUAUAAAUGGUAGGUCACCAAAUCCGUUUACGUGGGCAUGACAAUUUUUCUUCCUAACAGAAAAAAGAGAACAAGAGAUCAUCCGUUUGCGUAUGUGGACGUGCAUAUUUCGUGUAAAAUGAUGCACGGGAGGGAUGCAUAAUGCAAUGGCACGAACUGUCCUUGAAACAAAUUCCUCAGGAGACGUUUUAUUAGGAAAGGAAAAGCUCCAUUGCUACAAUGAAUCUUUUGGCUCAAAAAAUCUGAUCUAAUGAUUGUUUUUUACAUUUGUUGUCAUACAGGUGGCCGCAAUGAAGAGCCAUCUCCGAGUGACGCAGGUAAAAUGAGGACAGAUCUAUAGGCAUGCUUGUUAACUCCCACCUCCCACCCCAUCUUCCCGCCCCCUGCCUUUGUAAAAUAAAAAUGCGUGGAUGCAGCAAAAUGGCAUGAAUAGUUGCGAUACGUUCUACACGCUAUCCCCUCAUCUUGAUGCUUUUCUCUGAUGUUUUUAUGUUUUCAGUCAAGCAAGGAGUUCCCAGUGACGAAGAUUUAGAGUGGCUUUCGCACAAACUCGAAAAUUGGGAGGAACUCGGGCGUCGUCUCGGAAUUGACGAUGCAACAUUAACAGCGUUUGACGAUGACUAUAAGAAAAAGCGUAAAAAAAUCUACAAAAUGUUACGACAUUGGAAAAAGAAGGAUGGCUCAGCUGCAACGUACAAGGUCUUACAUGAUGCAUUGUGUCAUAAAUUUGUUAAGCGCACAGAUUUAGCUGAGGAACUUUGCCGUCAACAACAUGAAUGACUGUUACUUUGUUGACUCAUAGAUAGCUUUUAUUUCUAUUUUUACUGAUUAUUCCACUGUCAAAUGAACAUGUAUCCUCAAUACGACUAGAAGUGAAGUACUAAAUCAAUUAUCUUCCUUUUCCUCAUGGGAUCGUUUUUCUGUCUAUUAUACACAGGUAUCUUUCUAUGUUUUGAAUGAAAACGUCAAGUGAUAAAGUAUAUCGCUAGUUAUAACCCACCCAUCACUUUUCGUGCAACUCUAUUGGUUACUUUACGACACGUGGUACAUCGGGUAGUUUUAACAAAAUAACCACCAUUUAUGUUCAUAUUUGUCCCCCGAUUAUUUCCGUCGAAAAGAAACAAAGUCAGCGGGAAAAAGCCGGUUUAGAGUUUCACUUUUUUAUCUUUAUUACUGAACAUUUUGUAGAGUUCACUGGUAGUGAUAUUAAAAAGCUGAUCUUAAAUGCUGGUCCAGAAAGUAAAAAAAAGUCAACAAAAUUUUUGCUGUCAACGCGCGAUACGAAAAUUAAUGGGAGGGUUGUGAAUUAAAUAAACCCACUUCUGGUAUGCUGGUAUUUCAGGUAACAAUUUCCUUGAGAGAAAGAUUGUCUUGAAAUUUUUACCGUUCGCCCUCGAAGCUUCGCUUGUCAACCAAAAAAACUCCAUUUUCGGACAUUAGCUCAUUCGCAGAAGUGAUCAGCCGAGAUACUAGUCGCCAGAAGAGGUUUACGUACCAAACAUUCGCUGAGUUGCUCUAUCAGUACCAUUGCAGUGUUGUCGAAGGCAUACAGCAUGUUACGCAUUUGCAUCACAAGUGAUAUCUAUACGUAAUGCACAUGCAUUCUUCCUCCUGUUGGUUUGACGCAGCACUGUAUUAGAAAUUUGACGCGCUUUUUUCCUUCUUAAUCUGUAAAAGUAAUCACAUGAUUUCGAGUGUAAUUUGGAAUAUAUAAGCACGAGGGAAUUUUUUUAUAGACUAACAAAAUUGCAUUGGAUUGGAUACCUGAAAACUGUAUUUAUCUUAACCAAUCAGAACUGAGUUAUUUUUUUCAUGUAUCUUGUGAUUCGAUCAAGAAAUUGAGAAAAAUGUCGAGUUGAGUCACUUUUUGUCAAAGAAUUUGUGUAAUCUCGAGGAAAAGACCCCGUAAAUGUCUUGGCAGCUAAAGGUUCCCUUACACUCGAUUAUGCUUGGCAAAAGGCAAAGUUCUUGAAACAGUCAGCUUGCCUGAUAAUAAUAUGCAUUUGAUAUUGGAAGUUCAUCUUUGGUUCAUUGCCUACGAUAAUUUACGGUGUAGAAUAUUUGUCAACGAAACGUUUCCGUAAAAAUAAAUGAAAGUUUUGACAUAACUAACGGCCUAUAGAACUAUUCUAUAGCAUGGAAAAUAUGUUUGGUAAAAACAAAUGGUAGAGGUUUAUGAUUUCAUCAGGGCUUCCUUACUGCUUUUAGCUGGAAGAAAAGAAAAUAUCGAUUUGCCAUUAUUUCUUUUGUGUGUGUGUCUUUUGUCUUUUAGAAAAGCCUUUGAGCAUCUUUGGCUUUAGAUUGAGUAGUUUGGUUGGAGCCCAAUCAUUGGCAGUUAUGCUGUUUUUCCGGAAUAGUUGUUGUAGGUAAAAUUUCUUUCUACCAAAUAGUGAGAAGUAAAAUCUUUAUAAGGCGAACAGCUGGAUAGGUAGUUAAUGUCUAUUCAUAACAAAAAAGUUGCACUUCGAGUUUAUUUUUUGGCAUAAAAUUGUGACCGACA